CUGAUAAAACAAAAAUCUUGGAAUUAGGUUCUGGAUGUGGUUUAACUGGUAUUUCAUUAGCUGCCACUUUGGUGAAGCUUAUAGCACUAACAGAUCAGGCAACAAUGUUACCUCAUUUGUGGAAGAAUGUUAAAAGAAAUUUGGAUCGCAAUUUAAUUUCAUCAAAAGUUUUAGUUGUUGAAUUAGCUUGGGGUGAAGGAAUUGACAGAGAUAUUUUGUCAGAGCAUUGGGAUUAUAUUAUUGCAAGUGAUUGUAUUUAUAAUGAGUUUAUUGUUAAUGCAUUUGUUGAAACUUUAGCUAGAUUAUGUAAUCAUAACAAAUUUGCGAAACGGAUUCAUGAAGAAAGUGUACAAAAUGAUAAUGAUGAAAGGAUCAAAAAGAUACAACCUACUAUAGCUAUUAUUGCUAUGGAGCUAAGAUCUGAAAUUGUUCAUCUUGAAUUUCUUGAAGAGAUGAAGC
Messenger RNA from Racocetra fulgida, 459 nucleotides. The record is from the annotation of a GenBank genome assembly. Lineage: Eukaryota; Fungi; Glomeromycota; Glomeromycetes; Diversisporales; Gigasporaceae.